Messenger RNA from Tupaia belangeri chinensis (Chinese tree shrew), 294 nucleotides. Its product is annotated as taste receptor type 2 member 14-like. Bases 1 to 294 code for a protein of 97 amino acids. Gene Ontology annotation, biological process: G protein-coupled receptor signaling pathway; sensory perception of taste; detection of chemical stimulus involved in sensory perception of bitter taste. The transcript has 2 exons. Gene Ontology annotation, molecular function: G protein-coupled receptor activity; bitter taste receptor activity. The record is from RefSeq and is a predicted model, not a curated record. Gene Ontology annotation, cellular component: membrane. NCBI's taxonomy places the organism in Eukaryota, Metazoa, Chordata, Mammalia, Scandentia, Tupaiidae.
AUGGCUGGAAAUGUAGGAAAUAGAUUCACAGCACUGGUGAAUGUCAUUGACUGGGCAAAGAGAAGGAAGAUCUCCUCAUCUGGUCAAAUCCUCACUGCUUUGGCGAUCCCCAGGACUGGUCUGCUCUGGUCAGUAUUCAUAAGACCCAGAGAUGCCAGCACUGAGGCACACAUAACAGCUAUGCAAUCUGUUAUUGCCUUUGUUCUGCUCUCUGCCAUUUUCAAUCUAUUAUAUUUAAUGCCAGUUUUGAUAUCUGAUUUGGUGAAUGAUAAUCUGAUUCUCAUGAUUUACUAG